This is a messenger RNA of Eleginops maclovinus (Patagonian blennie), 6188 nucleotides long. RefSeq names its product coiled-coil and C2 domain containing 1A (gene cc2d1a). Gene Ontology annotation, molecular function: RNA polymerase II cis-regulatory region sequence-specific DNA binding; DNA-binding transcription repressor activity, RNA polymerase II-specific. Gene Ontology annotation, biological process: regulation of transcription by RNA polymerase II. Gene Ontology annotation, cellular component: nucleus. Bases 150 to 3146 code for a protein of 998 amino acids. The record is from RefSeq and is a predicted model, not a curated record. NCBI's taxonomy places the organism in Eukaryota, Metazoa, Chordata, Actinopteri, Perciformes, Eleginopidae. The transcript is spliced from 29 exons.
CUGCGACACUGCCUGCUGGGAUGGAUGGUGGGGAUGAUAAGGAGGAAGAAGAUAUCAUCUCUUCCUGAGCCACAAGUUUUCGAAAAAUAACCGACCUGACUGGCUGUAAACACUACGAUCCGUGAAACUAUCAAGGUGGUAACAGUCCGAUGAGUCGCAGUCGAAACCCCCCUCCCCGGGGUCAAGGGGCAGCACGAGCCAAACAGAUGGGGCUGCUCCUUGACCUGUCCCCGGAUGGAGGGAUGGAUGAUGACGGAAAUGAUGAAGAUCUGGAAGCAGAACUGCUGAAUCUGGUGGGAGGAGGUGGAGGGAAAACACAAGGGAAGAAAGGGGAUGGCAGGGCUCCUGUUCCCAUGGCCGAUAUAGAGCGAAUGGCAGCUCUUUGUAUGAAAGACCUGGAUGAUGAUGACAUGGAUGGUGAAGAUUUGGAUGAUGAUGAAGACCUGCUGGCAGAACUGAAUGAGGUUUUAGAGGAUGAUGAGGUUCAGACUCCUGCUCCGACCCCUCCUGCCGUCACACCGACUGCUCCCAAAGCAGGCGUCACCUCCCGCCCGUCUCCUCCUGCUGCUCCCAGCGGUGCAACUGGGUUAGAGUCUUGUCUAUUGGAGCGCGUUGAAAUGUAUAAGACAGCCAUCGCUAAUGCCAAGACUGCAGGGGAGACAAGCAAAGUCCGAAGAUAUGACCGUGGUUUAAAGACAUUGCAAUCCAUGUUGAUAUCUGUGAAGAAAGGAAAGCCUGUCAAUGAGGAGGAGAUCCCGCCUCCAGUUGCUCUCGGAGGAAAGUCCAACACCACAGCAGAGUCUGAACCGAUCAAAGAACGAGAAAUGCCGGAGCCUGCGCUGAUACCCUCUCCUCCCGCCAAUCAGAAACCUCUGAGGGAGGCGGCGCCUGCAGCUCCUAAUGCAAAGCCGCUGCAUCUGACCGUGCCACAAAAGCAUAAUGCUGCCAUAACCCCGGGAACACCUGCCAUCUCUCCCCUCACCCCCUGCCAGCCGAACACACAGCACUCAGAGCUGAAACAGGCAGUGCUGUCCAGACAGAGGGAGUAUAAGAUCGCUGCCAUACACGCCAAACAGGCCGGUGACAUAGGCCUGGCGAAACAGCACUACCACACUGCCAAGAAGAUGGAUGUGCUGGUGGAAUCUCUGGACCGAGCUGAACCAGUAGACCUGAGCUCACUACCGCCUCCUCCUGAAGACGUACUGGCAGCUCAAAGUGCACCUCCUCCUCCUCAAUCUUCCUUUAAACCUGCUGCCCCCGCUGCACCCGCUGCACCUGCACCAACCCAGGUGGCCACUGCCGAUCUCCCUGCUCCCAGCAGUUUGGGGGAAGCCCUGCAGCAGAGGAUGGACAUUUACAAGUCAGCAGCAGAGGGAGCCAAGAGCAAAGGAGACGAUCGCAAGGCUCGCAUGCACCAGCGCAUCGUCAAGCAAUACCAGGAUGCCAUCAGAGCUCACAAAGCUGGCCGCCCUGUCAGCUUGUCAGAUCUUCCUGUGCCACCAGGCUGUCCGCCACUUCAGGGCUCAGAGGGGGGUCAGCAGAACUUCCUGGGUGUCCUGGAAACGGCUAUGAAAAUAGCUAAUCAGGACACAGACGCAGAAGAUGAAGAAGAGGAUGGACCAAGAGAGGCUGCCAAGCCUGCAGUGCGUCCGCCUGCACAGAAAGCAAAGUCCCCGGCUCCUCAGCCCCCUGGAGGCUCCUCAGCCCCAAAACUGGGGACUAAAGCCCAGCAGCAAGUGGAUUUCCUGUUGCUAAGGCGACAGGCUUUUUUGCGUGCAGCUCUGCGCUCCAAACAGAUGAAGGACAUGACGGGAGCAGCGCAGCACCUCCGCCAUGCCAAGGGACUGGACCCCAUGAUCACUGCUGCAAAAUCAGGCCUGCCCGUCGAUAUCACUAAGAUUCCCAGUGCUCCAGUCAGCGAGGACGACUACUCUCUGGGUCGCUCCCGCACCUCCCCUCUCUCUCCCCGCUCCAGUGAGCAGUACCAUGGCCUCAUGGACCUUUUAAAGAAGCAGCAUGAGAAAUGUCUGGGAUACUCUCAACAGCUCAUACUGCUGGGCAAUGUGGCCGAAGCUCUGAAGUUUGAGAAGCUAGUUGAGGAGUGUAUGAAGUACAUCGAGAUAUUGAAGAACGCCCACGCCAAGGGCCAGCCGGUCCCCAAGUGCCGCACAGAGGAGAGGACCUUAAACACUGUCAAGGUCCACUCCAGCCUGACACUCAAUGACCUGAUACUGUACAUCAUCAAAGGCAUCAACCUCCCCGCUCCAACAGGUGUCUCAUCCAACGACCUGGAUGCCAGUGUGAAGUUUGAGUUUCCUUUUCCCAGUGCCGAGGAGGCUCAGAGGGACAAAACGGGCACAGUAAAGAGCACUAACAGCCCGGAGUUUAAAGAGACUUUCAAACUCAACAUCAACCGCACUCACCGAGGCUUCAAACGAGUUGUCCAGUCCAAAGGAAUCAAGUUUGAAAUCGUCCACAGGGGAGGCCUGUUUAAGACGGACAAAGUUAUAGGCACUGCUCAUCUGAAGUUAGAGGCUCUAGAAAACCACUGUGACCUCAGAGAGAUUAUAGAGGUGAUGGAUGGACGUAAAGCUACAGGUGGCAAGCUGGAGGUGAGGGUGAAGAUCAGAGAGCCUUUAUCAGGAGUCGAUCUGCAGCCGGUGACGGAGAAGUGGCUGGUUCUCGAUCCUGUGUCUUCCCUUUCUCCUCCAGAGAGACAAAAGGAGCGGGCUCCAUCUCCUCGCUCCAAACCCAGACAUGAAGCGAGCAGCAGGAGCAGUCAGCCCAGCAACUCUCCGCCGCAGUACAAACUUCACAGCUUCAGCAUCCUCAGCUACGACAGGGAGCGGCUGGAGAGAAAGAUUGGAGAGUACCGGAAGGCACGACGGGAUCCCCCAUCCGACCUCGUCCAUCAACACAAGGAGCUCACACACAGACUGCAGUGGCAGAAAGCCCAGCUGGAGCGAGGCUCUUCUAAUCUACUCACCGAGUAUGAAAAUGUGCUGCGGCGCUCCGUCCAAGGGUACGCGGAGUCUGUGAAGAAAUACUCCAGCCAAGGCAACAGGGACGCUGCCAAGGACGCACUUGGCCGGCUGAAGAUGGUCGAGAAUGAGCUGGAAUCCCUGAAAAGGAAACGCACGGGAUGAGAGGAGAGUAAGGGAGUGGAGGCUUGGCUGGAGUACUGUUACUUCAUCGCUCUCAUUCACACUCCUAUACAAACACUACAGCGGGUAUUACAGCACCUUUAGCAUGAUUCUAUGCUGCUCAUGUCCUUGACAACUGCAUGAAUCAACUGGCAAAAUUAAUCAUAUCAUUUGUGUCCCUUGUGGUUAGACGCCUGCAACGGAAAUUACAAACUAAUCUGUACCUACAAAGGGACACAGAAAUUAAAGCAAGCAUUAAAAUGUGUCAUCAGUUAAGGGAUAGGAGGAUUAUUUGCACUUAAACUCUAAAGAAAGCUGCUUGUAAAGCACGGCUUUACAGACAUUACCUGUGCCCUGUUAAUCUCAUUUUUCGGCUAAAAAAUUGUCAAUAAAGAGAUAUGUCAUCAGAUUUUUACAUUUGGCUGCAGCCCCAGAGAGUAUAUUGGUGUCCACAGAUGACCAAAAAAGGUGUGUGUGUGUGUGUUUGUGUUCUGACGUGUGUUUAACCAACAAACUGAGGUGUUCUUAACCCCUUUUCCCAUAUUUUAUGUGUGUAAUGAGCUUAAUCUAAUCUGUCUGCUCCAGUGUUCCCAGAUUACAGUAAUCUGCUCCAUUUGGAGUGGUGUGAUAUGGGAAUAAAAAAACGGGGCUUCGGGGCGCCGCAGCCUACAUCCCAUAAUGAGGGAUUAGUGUUUGUGUCACCAAGGAGACGAAUAGAUCAGACGUAGAGUCGCCUUUAGGGCUGGGGAGAGGGGGGUGUUAGCAAUGCACCAUGAAUGUGGUGAAAGCUUAGCUCUGCAAAAGAAUAUAUUCAUCUUCUUCUUCUUCUUCUUCUUCUUCUUCUUCUUCUUCUUCUUCAUCUUCAUCUUCAUCAUCAUCAGCUGAUUGUUCUUCGUUGUCUUCUUCUUCACUGUCUUCCCACAAAUUCCUUUGCAUUAAUUCAAAGAUUAUUUAGAGUCGCAAGUAAUAGUCCGCUCUGCUUGGAUUUUCUUCAAACUAUUAAACAAUGUUAUGUAAGCCCAUUAUGCCACCUAUUACAAAAUAAUUAACAGCUGCUGCGUCAGCAGUUUACUGAACAGUCCAACUGAGCUCUCCAGUGGCAGCACAGUGGCUGCUGAAUAGUCUGCACACAUCCAAUAUGUGUCGGUGAGACUGGGUUAUUGCUCAUAUCUAUUUCUGUUGCCCCAGACAUCCCUGUCAUAGGCAUCCUUGUCAUUCCUUUCUACUUUACACUUAUUUGUACCAAAAUUCAGAUGAACCCUGUAAAACUUUAUGAGAUGUGUGAUAAAUGCAGACACCUGGAAAUUAAUAAUAUUGCCACAACAACACUAGAUGUUAAAAUGUCUCAUAUCUGCUAUAAAUUCCCUGGACAGAUGUUUCCUCGGUGUGUUUGACAACUUGCUAACUGUUGAUCCACGCUGAGCGCAUUCAGCCAGGAUGUAGCGGACUACUUUAAACUAACUGUAUGUUUUUAUUAGACUCUUCAGAGUGGAUAUCUGUUAACUCCACUAAUAGUUUUUUUCGGUCACGUGACACCGCAGGAAUCAUGUGUUUACUGUAAUCCACCCACUGCCUCCACCCAUUAGCAAAUAAUCCUGGUUAAAGUUGAACUGAUAGGCCCUCCAUAGUCUCUGUUGAUUUUUAUGUAACACCCCUUCCCCCCAUUUUUAUUUGAAUCUGUCAGGAGAGGAUGUCGUCUGACGCUUAGUGAAUGCUUCGUUAUGCUUUUGAUUAGUGGAUAUUAGACGGACGGGGCGGUGGGGGGACAGUUGACUGCCUUAAGUCACAUGAUGAUGGCAUUUUGUUUAAUGCCAUCUUAAAGGACGAUAGCAGUGUGGGGGCAACUUUUAUCUCCUUAACUACUGUCAACGUUUUUCCUGACAAAUGAUUUUAUGCAACACACUUUCAGAGUUGAUAUAUUUUCCCUACAGUCAGGCAUGUGUUUGCGUUUAUUCCAUUGCAGUCGCAUAAAAAUCAGUUAGAGAUAAUGUGUUCAUGGAAAUCAAUGGCUUUCUGAAACCGAAUAGUUAAAUAGCCAAACAGCAAUGUUUUAAAACCCAAGGCUUCAAAUGUCUUGUUAUGUCAGAAUGACAAUGAAAAACAGACACUGAAUGUACUUGUAUAAAUACAAAGAAACAACAUAUUAUCAGCAGGGAGUUGUUUUGACCUAAACUGUUUAGACAGCAAAAGUAAUUCACACCUCUUAAACACAGCAACAUGUUUUUUCACUUAUAUUGAGCUGUGAUGAUAAUUAUCUGUGGCUUGUAAUAAAUGGGCUAAAACCAGCAGUUUGGUCCUGCAACAGAAUGAAGUUAUACUGAAUAUGAACACGUAGCUCUGAUAUAAACCCGGGUUCCUCUUUGAAUGUGAAUGAAUGUUUUAACACUUAAACCAAAACUGCAGCUGAACAGCCCUUUCUUUCACUCUAAAACCUUUAACCCCAUGUCCCCUCAAACACACACUCACACACACACACCUACCACAUCACCCCACUCCAGUAACCUCAUGGCCUCUGAGGCUGGGCAUGUUGUCAGGGCAACAUGCUCAUCAGCAUUCAGUGUGUUAGUUGGAUGUUCAGGAGCCGAGCAGAGGGACAUAUUGUUAAAGUUUGUCCUGCUGGUGACUCAUACUCCACACACACACACACUGCUUCUUGAUUUGUGUUGGUUUGUUGGCUCUUCUCUCUGUUUGAUCCUACUCUGUAAUCUGGAUGCACUGCCCUUAAGAAAAAGAAGAACGUUUGGUGUCAUUUGUUGUUAAUAUUUCUGUCCUGAUCUGCUGCAGUAAGUGUAAUUAUCUGAGCUUGGGGAAAAUAUAUUCUUGAACCUAUUACCUUUUUCUUCUGUUAAAUCAUGUAAGGGCAAUCAAUAUAAUGUAAUAUUUGUAUACAGUAAAUAUACAGCAUAAUAUGCUCUGUCUCUAUUUUUACUUGUAAGUCUAAGAUGUGUGCAGCUCAAACGGGGAAUGUAUGAAAGCCUGAUUAUUAAGGCUUUAUUAUCUUCUGAAUGAGGUUGGUGUUAAGAUGAAUAAAAUGGUGAAACAGCA